Molecule: messenger RNA, 1085 nt
Organism: Paralichthys olivaceus (Japanese flounder)
Lineage: Eukaryota; Metazoa; Chordata; Actinopteri; Pleuronectiformes; Paralichthyidae
Source: RefSeq, a predicted model, not a curated record
AUGAAAACUACUGUUCUUAAUGAUUCAGCUCAUUCAUUCUUCUUUUAUUCUGAAGGUUUAGGCUUUUAUUUUUUUACGUGCAUCACUUUAACCAACGUUCACUAACUGCUGAACUCUCAUUCCUCUUCUGUCAUUUCAAUAGAACUGGAAGUGAAAUGUCACGAGAGGAUGCAGGCGACCAUCGAGGUGGAGGAAAGGAAGCGGAGGUCGGAGGUGACCGAGCUGGAGGACAGGAUGAACGCUCGAGUUGUGGCGCUGAUGGAGGAUCACGACCGUGCUCUCAGACGAGCUGAGGAGUAUUACUCCAGCAUUCAGAACAAAGUGCUGGCGGACGAGAAGGUGCUGAAGGAGGAAGCAGCAGAGGUGCAGAAGCAGCUGACGCGAGUGGACAAGCAGCUUUCAGCUUCUCAGCAAGAAAACAAGCGUCUGCGUGAGUCUGUGCACGAAGCCGAGCGGAAGCUGCCCGAGCUCAAGCAGCAGCUGCACCAAUACAACCGGAACAAGGCCGAGAUGGUGAAGUCCGGUGCUCGUGUGAAGGUCGCUGAGAAGGAGCUGAGGGAUCUGACCAUUGAGCACGAGCUGCUGCUGCAGGCGUUUGAAAAGGUUCAGAAGGAGCGUGACGAGUUGCUGAGGAAACAGAGGGACGUCAUCAUGGAGCUGCAGCAGAGGAGCGGACUGAAGCAGCUGCUGCUGGAGAGGAAGCUCGCUGCUCUGACUCAAACUGUGGAGACAAAGGAGGCUCAGCUCUGCGCCGCCACGGACGCCGCAGGAAGCAGCGCCGCAAACAAAGUGAAGGAACUGUUCGAGUCAAAACACGUCACCAUUGGUGCGUUAGAGGAGGACCUGGCUGGAGCGCGUCAGGAGUACGAGCAGCUGCUGCAGACCUGCAGCGACAGGCUCCAGGCGCUGGGUGUCCCUCUACACGACUUCCCCUUCAGGCCGGUGAAGCAGAUCUGAACAGACCGACCUCAAACACUGACCUGAAGUCGUCCAGGUUCCCAGUCAGCAGCUCCCCCUGGAGGCUUCAACCGGAAACACUCCACUUUGAGAAUUAUGAGCCAAUAAAUACGACUUUUACAUUUAAA